Exophiala bonariae is the source of this 576-nucleotide messenger RNA. RefSeq lists its product as uncharacterized. Lineage: Eukaryota; Fungi; Ascomycota; Eurotiomycetes; Chaetothyriales; Herpotrichiellaceae. Bases 1 to 576 code for a protein of 191 amino acids. The record is from RefSeq and is a predicted model, not a curated record. The transcript is spliced from 2 exons.
AUGGCGGGCCGUCAAGAUCAAACCCACACCACCGCAGACUUUAGCCGGGUGACCUCCCCAUCUUCAUUCUUCGAACGUCGUGUCUUGGUUGAAACCGUGAUCCCAUUUAGCACAACGAAGAGCGACCGACUACCGGAAGACCCUGUUGGUAACAUCGAUACGACCAUAGAAGAUCUUCACGCCACCGUUCAGAACCUUAACCAGGUCCUCGGUGAGGUUAGAGAGGCCACCGAAGGUAUCCACCAGAUUCUUCUCGAACACAGCACGAGAAUACAAGCUCACAUAUUGGAGUUGCGGGAAGUGAUUUCAACCACGCAAGAUUACAACAACGGAGACCUGGACAUCAACGACAACAACCACGACAACCUACAGGAUUCAGACCACCGGGCACAUGGUUCGGACUCAGAAACAGACACCUCGAACAAGGAGUCGGUGUAUUUGUGGUAUACCUUUAGUAGUGAGGCGUCAGAUAAGUCAUGGUCCAGUGGCGUUAGUGAUGGCUCCGAAAAUUCAUCGUCCAGUGCAAGUGGUGAUGACUCUGAGGACUUGUCGUCCAGUGGCAGUGAGUUUCGAUGA